Messenger RNA from Fragaria vesca subsp. vesca, 2951 nucleotides. Its product is annotated as mediator of RNA polymerase II transcription subunit 25-like. NCBI's taxonomy places the organism in Eukaryota, Viridiplantae, Streptophyta, Magnoliopsida, Rosales, Rosaceae. The record is from RefSeq and is a predicted model, not a curated record. Gene Ontology annotation, cellular component: mediator complex; transcription regulator complex. The transcript has 15 exons. Bases 81 to 2648 code for a protein of 855 amino acids. Gene Ontology annotation, biological process: positive regulation of transcription by RNA polymerase II.
CGUCUUCCGAUUCCGUCUCCUCCUUCUCUCAUCUCCCUCUUUCAUUUCCGCAUUUCGGAGACGGUUGACCGUCUUCUCCGAUGGCGGAGAAGCAGCUGAUCGUCGUCGUCGAAGGCACGGCGGCCAUGGGGCCUUACUGGCCCGCCGUCGUCUCCGAUUACGUCGAGAAGGUCAUCAGGUCUUUAUCUGGAAAUGAGUUAAGUGGUCAGAAGCCCUCCUCUUCUACUGUUGAGAUGUCUCUCGUCACAUUCAAUACUCAUGGAUCUUAUUCUGGUUGCUUGGUACAACGGACUGGUUGGACAAGAGAUAUUGAACUCUUCUUACAAUGGCUAUCAGCUAUUCCUCUAGCAGGUGGUGGUUUUAGUGAUGCUGCAAUUGCAGAAGGGCUUUCUGAAGCCUUAAUGAUGUUCCCUACCAUUCAAAAUGGAGGCCAAAAUCAACAAAAUGUGGAUUUUCAAAAGCAUUGCAUUCUUGUUGCUGCUAGUAACCCUCAUCCCCUACCCACACCAGUCUAUAGACCACAAAUGCAAAAUGUGGAGCAGAGUGAAAAUUUUGAUGCACAAACUGAAAGCCGUCUGUAUGAUGCUGAGGCUGUUGCUAAAUCAUUUCCACAGUGCUCUGUGUCUCUGUCAGUCAUCUGUCCAAAACAGCUUCCUAAACUCAGAGCUAUUUACAAUGCGGGAAAGCGCAACCCCCGGGCAGAAGAUCCGCCGAUUGAUAAUGUGAAAAACCCCCACUUUCUCGUUCUAAUCUCAGAGAAUUUUAUUGAGGCCCGGGCUACUUUAAGUCGUCCUGGAAGUACAACUUUGCCCUCAAUUCCAAGUCCUGUAAAGAUGGAUAUAGCUCCUGUUGCAUCAGUAACAGGGCCACCUCCAACUUCUAUGCCAUCUGUGAAUGGAUCUGUUAUGAAUCGCCCAUCAUUUUCUGUUGGAAAUGUGCCUCCUGCUACAGUAAAAGUGGAGCCAAGCACUGUAAGUUCAAUGGUAGCUGGACCUGCUUUUGCACAUGUUCCAUCUGUUCGUCCUCCUUCCCAAGGAGUUCCAACCUUGCAAACUUCUUCACCAUCUUCUGGUGAGAUGAAUACAAAUAAUGAGAGUGUGCCAGAUUUGAAACCUAUAGUGAGUGGUGUGACACAUCAACUACGUCCGGUGGGCAGCAUCCUCAAUAAUAUCUCUCAAGCACGAGUGAUGAAUUCUGCAGCCUUAUCUGGAGGAACUUCUAUAGGUCUCCAAAAUAUGGGUCAAAAUCCAAUGGCCAUGCAUGUAUCAAACAUGAUAUCGAGUGGAAUGGCAUCUUCAGUGGCUGCUGCCCAAAACGUAUUUUCAUCUUCAGCGCCUCACACUCUUACACAGGUUCCUCAGAGCUCAGGUCUUAAUACAUUCACUUCAGCUACUUCCAAUGUGUCUGGAAAUUCUAACCUUGGCAUGUCGCAACCAAUGAGUAACCUCCAAGGUGGUGUUAGUAUUGGGCAAUCUGUUCCUGGCAUGAACCAAAAUCUCUCAGGACCCCAAAUGGUUCAAAAUGGCAUUGGAAUGAAUCCAAACAUGAUGAGUGGCCAUGGUUCAGCAGGUUCGUCCUCUGGAACUGGUACAAUGAUUCCUACUCCUGGAAUCUCUCAACAGGCCCAAUCUGGGAUACAGUCACUUGGUGCAAACAAUAGUUCAAUAUCUAAUCCGUUGUCACAACAGACAUCAAGUGCUCUGCAAUCUGCACAAUCCAAAUAUGUAAAAGUCUGGGAGGGAAAUUUAUCUGGGCAGAGACAAGGACAACCUGUGUUUAUUACUAGAUUGGAAGGAUACAGAAGUGCUUCAGCAUCUGAGACGCUUGCAGCAAACUGGCCACCGACAAUGCAAAUAGUCAGGCUUAUAUCUCAGGAUCACAUGAAUAACAAGCAAUAUGUGGGAAGGGCCGACUUUCUAGUAUUUCGGGCAAUGAAUCAGCAUGGAUUUCUUGGGCAGUUGCAAGAAAAGAAGCUUUGUGCUGUCAUCCAAUUGCCGUCUCAGACACUACUGCUAUCUGUUUCGGACAAAGCUUGCCGCUUGAUUGGGAUGCUUUUCCCAGGGGAUAUGGUCGUGUUUAAGCCACAAGUAGGUGGUCAGCAACAAAUGCAACAAAUGCAACAACAGCAACCUCAGCUACAACAAAUGCAACAACAGCAGCCGCAGCUACAACAGCUGCAGCAACAGCAGCCUCAGCUACAACAAAUGCAGCAACAACAGCCGCAGCUACAACAAAUGCAGCAACAGCAGCCGCAGCUACAACAGAUGCAGCAACAGCAACCACAGCUACAGCAGCAACAAUUGCAACCACAGCUACAGCAACAACAGCAACCCCAACUGCAGCAGCAGCAUCCACAGAUGCAACAACAACAACAACAACAACAGCAACAGCAGCAGCAGCAUCCGCAGAUGCAACAACAGCAGCAACAUCCUCAGAUGCAGCAACCACAGCAGCAGCUGUCGCAGCUCCAGUCGCAACAGCAAAUUCCACAACUGCAGCAACUACAGCAACAACAUCAACAUCAACAACAACAGUUGGUUGGGGGUGGAAUGGGUCAAGCUUAUGGUCAAGGCCGGUCACAAUUAGUUUCACAAGGACAAGUUUCAUCACAGCAAGGGCCUAAUAUGCCAGGAGGCUUUAUGGGUUAACAAGAGUGUUGCUUGUUAGAAGUAGUAGAAGUAGUAGACUGGCAUAAAACUUUAUGUAUUAGCAUUGACAAACAUGCUGGUGUUCAUUGCCUUGAUCGAUGAUCCCUGUUUAACACGCAUGAGGGAGCAGUAGAGAAAAUUCCCCGAGUCAAUGUUCGGGAAACAGACUGAAAACUGAAGCAGAAGACACAUUUCUCGGUCCUUGGCAUUGCUAAAGUAACCGAGAGGGAUAGUUUUUCUGGGAUAUAUGGUCGUAAAAUUCAAUUCUCAGUUGCAUUUCUAGUAUGAUCAAUAAGUGAUAUG